This is a messenger RNA of Penicillium crustosum, 1389 nucleotides long. Its product is annotated as NAD(P)/FAD-dependent oxidoreductase. The transcript is spliced from 4 exons. The coding region runs from base 1 to 1389 and encodes 462 amino acids. NCBI's taxonomy places the organism in Eukaryota, Fungi, Ascomycota, Eurotiomycetes, Eurotiales, Aspergillaceae. The record is from RefSeq and is a predicted model, not a curated record. Gene Ontology annotation, molecular function: oxidoreductase activity. Gene Ontology annotation, cellular component: cytoplasm.
AUGGCAAAACAUACCCCAGUCCCAAAUGGGAUGACGUCAUUCUGGAGGACAGAGCCUCACUUUCUAGACAGCCAUCGAUCUACCGAAACUCUCCCUAGGGAAUGCGAUAUCGUUGUUAUAGGAGCCGGAUAUGCAGGAACUUCUGUCGUGCACCAUAUCCUCGACCAAGUUAGCCCCGGGUCGAAGCCGCCUUCGAUUGUGAUUUUGGAGGCGCGACAGGCUUGUUCUGGUGCCACUGGUCGAAAUGGAGGACACAUGAAACCUGAUGUUUAUAAUGGCAUCGCUGGCUUGGCCGCUGAUCAUGGCGUCGAGGCUGCUGCUGAGGUUGCAGCCUUCGAGGCUAAACAUGUUUCAUUUCUCAAGGAGUUCAUCGGCAGAGAAAAUAUAGACUGUGACUACUCGGUUACAAAAGCUAUCGAUGUUCAGCUGUCUCGGAGUCAUAGUGCAACUCUCAAGAAGGGGUAUGAGGCAUUGAUCGAGAAAGGGUGUGAAGCAACAAAAAAGGCAGAAUAUAUCCCCGGCAACGAGGCAGAGAAGUUCUCCGGAGUCAAAGGUGCGCAAGCCUGUUUCACAUAUGAUGCCGGUCACAUUUGGCCAUACAAAUUCGUGCUGCACCUUUUGGAAAAAGCAAUUGCGCAAGGUGUAAAUCUACAGACGCACACGCCGGUAACUGGGAUGACACACUCCAAUAACUCGACAUCGAGUUAUCUUUGGACAGUGAAUACUGCCCGAGGUUCCAUUUCCGCCAAGACGGUGGUGUUAGCAACAAAUGCCUAUACCUCAUCUUUGGCCCCUCAAUAUAAGGAGAAAAUUAUCCCCGUGCGAGGAACAUGCAGUCGAAUCAUUGUUCCUGCAGGUACCACCGCCCCUCGUCUGACUAAUACCUAUACCUUGCGCUGGAACAAUUGGAAUUAUGACUACCUCAUCCCACGGGCCGAUGGGAGUAUAGUCGUUGGCGGUGCUCGCCCAGCUUUCAUCAAUGAUCUGGGCAGCUGGUACAAUGUCAGUGAUGACAGCCUAGUACUGGAGCCUGCUGUUCGAUAUUGGGAUAAUUAUAUGCAGCGUAACUUUGUCGGUUGGGAGAAUAGCCACGCUUACACGGACAGAGUAUGGACAGGUAUUAUGGGGUACUCGUCAGAUGGGCUACCGCAUGUCGGUCUUGUCCCAGGACAGAAGGAUCAGUACAUCAUCGCUGGGUUCACGGGGCAUGGAAUGCCACAGAUCUUCCUAGCAGCUGAGGGCUUGGCAAAAAUGGUACUCAAGGAUGUCGGUUUUGCGCAAACUGGACUCCCGAAGUUGUUCGAGUCUACUCAGUCCCGGCUUGAUAGUCGUCAGAACAAAAUAUUCGCUAGCACCCCGGGGGCUGAGAAAGCGCAAGCAAGACUAUGA